This is a messenger RNA of Cadophora gregata, 1918 nucleotides long. RefSeq lists its product as uncharacterized. The coding region runs from base 182 to 1636 and encodes 484 amino acids. The record is from RefSeq and is a predicted model, not a curated record. Lineage: Eukaryota; Fungi; Ascomycota; Leotiomycetes; Helotiales; Ploettnerulaceae. The transcript has a single exon.
CUUAUGAAUGCAGUCAUCCUAUAUCGAAUUCUUGAAGAACUUAAAUCAUCAAAUACCGCGGGGUAUAAGAAUAUCCUCAUUCCCAGCCAGAAAAAAUCAUCUCGAACUUUCGACGAAAUCUGACCAUCGAUAUCACGACUUUACUACCCCACUCUCAAGAACAAUCUAAAUUUUCGAUAACAUGAGUGCCGAUACGGACACUCCAAGUACCAACAUUCUCGACCCUUCACUAAAGAAGAUACCUACCUCCAAACUCCCUCCAACCUCAAUAAUCUGGCCAUGGCCCGCAGAAGAAAUCCCACACUCAUCCGAAGAUGUACACAUCUCCUCAAUCCCCUACAACCAAAACAUCCGCACCUUCUCCCUCCAAGCCAUCAAAAGCAGCAGCAACACCCCAUCAUCCCUCCUCCCCCCACCACUAAUCUCCGCCUCCGAAUUCAUCCCCCCACCUCUCAUCACUCAUCUAAUGAGAAACAAGCGGGGUAGUGCCCUAGCAGCGAAAUUCGUCGACGGAGCGGAAAUCACCAAUAUGGAGGGCGUGAUGCACACUUUCGUUGUGCCGGUCGUGCCGAGAUGUGAGACCGCGGGGGAUUAUUGCUUUUCGUUUGGGCAUCGGGUUACGCCUCCCAUUGCUGCCACUGAGAAGGGUGAGCAUGUAGGGGAGGGGACGAAGGUCUUGAUGACGAGGUCGGUGGUUAUGAGUGCGUCGAUCCAUAUGGAUUUUGAGUCCUCGGAUGUUAUGAUGGAGUUGUGUAGGUUGAGGGGCAGAGAGGUGGUGGGGAGGGAUCUGAAUGAUGAUGCGGAAAGCGAGUGGAGUGUCCUAGGGAAGGAGGAGAAGCAGGAUGAUGAGAAGAGAGAGGAGUAUGAUGAGAGUUUGAGACGGCAUUUGGUGUUCCAUUUGAUGAGGGAGAGGAAGUUGCCUGCUGUUGGGAAGAAGUGGAAUAAAGUCUUCAGCCUGGAGAAAGCGCUGGCUUUUCUGUCGGAGCUUAUUUCUUCCUCGACCUCAACUCCUGAUACCAUCCAAGAGAAACUCGUCAACCAGCACGUCAAAAUCAACUCUCGGACGCUCUCUCUCGAGAUACUUUUCGCCACUGCCUUCCACCUUGUGCGCAACGAGUUCUCUGCCCUUGAAGCCCUCUGCACUCAGGGAUACCUCUACACGUAUGAUCCGGCUAGUAUCUUUGCCGGAGCCGUAGGUGCGGAGUUGUUGAAUAGGCUGUGGAUUCUCGCGCUUAAGGUUUUGGCGGGGAGCAACGAGCUGAAGAAUCUGAGGAUUUUUGGAUUCAAUAACUACGCCGACAAACCUGCUCUUGAUCUCGUCAAAACUGCGUUGGACAAUCAGAAGCAUGUGUUUGUUGUGAGUAAGGGAGAGCUUUUUCAAGGGACUGAUGGCAGAUAUGAGAGGGGGAGGUGGAUUACAGGAGAGGGGAGAGGUGAUGGUGGGAGGUAUGAUGUGAAGAAGUGGGAGGGAGCAAAUGGGGCGAUGCUGGUGAUUCAUAAUAACAGUGAUGCUUUUGGGCAGAAUGUUGAGACGGAGGGGAUGAGUGGGAGUUUGGAUGGGGCGAUUGGGGCGAGUUCUAGUGCUGCUGGGAGCUUGGAGAGGAGGAGGAAGGAUUUGCUGGACUGGGUUGUUUAAGGGAUGAAAAAUUGAAGAAGUUGAAGAGGGGAUUGGACUUGGGGGAAGUUGCUCUGCUUUGAUGAGAAGGCCGGUGCUUGAUUGAUCCUUGUGUGCUUGGAUGGUGUUGGGAAAGUCCAUUAGCCCGUUGAGGAUUUUGAAGCUUUUCCUGUCAAUAUACAAGAAAAUCAAUGCGAAAAAUGGUCAACUGAAAAUACUCUCUUUGCACAAAAAUAGACAUAAGAAAACAUAUCCUCGCUUGUGGUCCGAGAUAUGUGUAAGUAAACAUUGAAUUUGGCUGGG